Molecule: messenger RNA, 4554 nt
Organism: Rhincodon typus (whale shark)
Lineage: Eukaryota; Metazoa; Chordata; Chondrichthyes; Orectolobiformes; Rhincodontidae
Product: myosin-11-like
Exons: 5
Coding region: 76-1512 (478 amino acids)
Biological process (GO): cell adhesion
Molecular function (GO): carbohydrate binding
Source: RefSeq, a predicted model, not a curated record
GUUCACGUCAUUUCAGGUCCAGGGUGGAAAAGUUGCAGACAGAGAGAAAAAAAAGUUUUGGCAGAAAGUUUGGGAAUGAUGAGAAGUCGGAAGGGGAAAGGUGGACAUCGCGGGGAUGAAAACUCCAGCAGGUCUGAGAGUAAGAAUGUGGCGGAAUCUCCCUCGGCUCCAGCCGGCGUCUCCUUGCUGUGGACCUUCCUCCUGCUGCUGAUAGCUUGCGGCGGCGGCGGCGGCUUUGGCUGCUGGUACAUCCAGCAACAGCUCCAAAGCAUCGCCAGCCUCGAUCAGACCGUCCAAACUCUGCAAAAGAAGCUGUCUCAGUUCGAUACGAUCCAGGCUGAAGUGAAUGAGUUGAGCCAGAAGUUGUUGACCACAGAAGAAUAUGAACAAAGGUUGUUGAAUCUCGAAGUUGCUCAGUCUGAUUCAGAACGUAAAGUGGAUAAGACAGUAGUAGCUGUGGCACAGAUUCAGGCCUCUGAUCUGGAAAGUAAGUUGGCUUUUCUUCAAACAGAAGUGAGUGAGCUCAGGAAGAAUUUGCUAACAAAAACUGAGUUGAAGCAUGUGGAGCAUACAGUUGAACUUCUCCGAGAAACUGAAUUUCCAAGGACUGAGCAGCAAAUUGCAAGUGUGAAGUCUACAAGUUCAAAAUUGGAAGAAAGUGUAAACUCGCUUUCUGCGUCAUUGUCAAGUUUAAUGGAUAGAAUUACAAGCCUAGAACUUGAGAGUCAGGACCUUCAAGCUUUUCAGCAAAGUGCUGAGGAGAUGAAUGCAGUCAAAGACUUUGUGGACCAUAAUCUUCCUUCCCUCUCCAAUGGUGUAACUGCAUUAACAAAACAGUUAAAUCGGACAACUCUGCUGACUGAUGCUAUUCAGUCACAGGUAGCACAACAUAGCAAUGAACUACUGGGACUUAAAGAGACUGCUUCGGCCCAACAAGCAGAAUACCUCUCCAAUAAAGAAGAGCUGCAAAAUAUCAGGGAACUGACCUAUCAGUUACAAAAUGAGAAAAUCUCCAUGGAAGAACUCCGAAAUGCAGUACAAAGUACUGUAGCUGACGGCCUUAGCCAGCUAAUAAACAGAAAUGAUAAAAUGGAUGAAAUGAUAGCCAACCUACAAAAUCACAUCACAGAGGUUGCAAGUAAUGGGAUUAAUCGAAGUAAACAGCUAGCAGAUGCCUUGGAUCAAAGAGUUCAUUCUGUGCAAAAAAACUUGGAGAAGAUUGAAACAGCUCUUAAGAGCACUGUUGAGCAGUGUCUUUCAGGUGAAGUAAGAACUUAUUGUGAAACUGCAGACAACUGUGCUUGGCCACACAUCCGCGAAGUUAACUUCCCUCAUCGCAUAUUGAAGGAUCCUGUGAUUGUGCUGAGCUUGUCUGAAAUCAGCUCAGUUGAUUCAAUUGGAGUAACAGUAAAAGCUGUUGAUAUUACAGACUCUGGCUUUAAGAUCCAAGUUAAUAACGUUGGUAAUUAUAAGCUGUCAACUGUGAGAGUAAACUGGAUGGCAUGUGCAUAACAUAAGUGGCUCAAAAUCUGCAAACUGCCAUGAGAAUUGAAUCCAGUUGACUCACCAACUGCUCAAAGAAUACAUGGAAAGGAAAAUGUUUUGGAGACUAAUAAUCAGUAGGAAGACUCUGCUUUUCAAAGCUUAUUGAAUUAAUUCAAUGAAUGGGUUUAAAAUUAAUUAUUACCGUAACUGACAUUCUACCACUGCAAAUGGAUUGAAUGUAAAUAUAUUUCCAUCAGAAUAUUGGUAAGUGCCACACUUGAGGAACAAAUCUUCACUUUACAAAAUGGCAAUUUUAAAAUAAGAAUACACAGCUAUGUAGUGUACGAAUAUUAGAAUAACGACACCAUGCUUGGGUUACUUAAGGGAUUCAUGUUUGGUAGAACAAUCCAACAAAUUGCUCCAUAGUUGAAUGCUAAGGCCACAGAAAAUAACUCCUAAGAGCUGUUCUGAGUAAUCUCAAAUGUAUAUUGUUAUUCUGCUCUUUAUUUAUUUCGGAGCUGAAGUUUAUUGAAAUGCUGACACUGAGAAAGAAAAACGUAACCAAAGAUUUUUAAUGUUAUGCUGAAAUUUCAGGUUGCAGCAUGGGGGUCUCACAAAUGAGUGAAACUAUAAGGGUUGCAUCUUCAGAAUGAAUAUAAGAAUGUUAGGAUACAGUACUAAGCUCUCAAGCCAUCCCAUUAGAUCCUGGUUUAUCUAUAAGUAAACUGUCUUUACCCCAUAUACCUUGAUUCCUUUGUUGAAUAAGACUUGAUAAUACAUCUGUCUUGAAAGUUUUAAUUGUUUCAGCAGCUGCAGCUUUUUACUCUUUUUUUUUUUAUUUUAAUUAAACAUACAAAUUUUUACUAUCAUUUGUGUUUGUGGAAAACAAGUCCUUCCUAACUUUGCUCCUAAAUGGCCGGUUUCCAAUUAAGAUGUGGCCUUUGUAAUAUUAUUGUAUAAUGAAAUAGGGUAGAAUCAGAAACUAUUAAAUCUAUUUAACUCUUUAAAUACCUCAAUCAGAUUACUUCUCAAAUUUAGGCUCAGGGCAAUAUAAAUCAGGAAGGCUGUUAUGGUGUGGUAGUAAUGUCUGUCUCUCUAGGUAGGAAGGUAUGGGUUUAAGUCCCGCUUGUCCCGAAGGUGUGUUAUAACAUGUCCAAACUGUUUAAUUAAAACAACUUUCCUUGAGGUGCAGUGCACAACAUUAAUGCAGCACUCCAAAUGGACUCUGACCACGGCAAAACAAAACUUAAUUUACUUUAUUUGUAUUCCAGCUGACUUGAGAUAAAGGUCAGUACUCCAUUUGCCUGUUUGUUUGCUUUUUAUACCGGUCUGUUACUUUUUAAUAAUUUGUGCGCUUGGACUGUCUAAUCUCUUUGCUCAUCGAAAAUUUAAUGGCUGACCAUGUUUUAAAAAAAAUACUGAGUUUGUUUGCUUUUGGAGUGAAUGAUGUUACCCUCGCCCAUACCGAUUUGGUUAAGUCAGCAAAACGACAAUUUCCCUUUUCUUCUUUGUACCUUUCAUACUCUCGGUCCUAUUUACUGCCCCUCCUUGGCACUCCUCUGCAAAUUUGAAACUGCAUCUUUCCAUUCCUUCACCCAAGGUAUACAAAAUGCAGUAAAAUGUUGAGGCCAUAGAAUAUAUCCAUUGAAACAUCACUCAAUACACUUGUACAUAAACUCUAACUGUCGCAAUCUUGGGUCAGUAUUUUGUUGGAGAUGACCAAUCUCUCAGUUGCUGGCAAAGCCUCUUUAAGGAAAUGCCUGCUGAAUUAAAUACCGCUUAGGUACUUAUCUAGACAAUUGCUGGCAGCUCAAUUGAAAAGUAGCACCACUGGGAGGAUGGUGGCUGUUGCUAGUAUAACACUCUGAGGCUUAGUAUUGUUGCUGGAUUCCAGUUCGGGUUGAGUGAUCAUGGGAAGUGGUUUGAGGGAGAUUUCAGUGAACCCAUCCCUUACCAAUGCUAAGUUGCAUGACUAGGCACUGAAUGCCUGUGCAUAAACGAUUCCACCCACCCCACCCCAGGAGCUUGUCAUGCUCCACACAUGAGAAUCCCUGCACAACUGCUGAGUUAAUACCAACAAUGGUGGAAUGAAAUCAUUACAUGGACAUUAAUUCCCAUGUCAUGGACUUGUCCCCGGAGACUUAAUGAAGGAGGUGUCACAGAAAUAGUUUGCUUGUCAUCCAGCACACGAAAUGCCCUCCUUGCAAACAAAAUCACCUUUUGGGGAGUGUAUUAAACAACUGCCCUUGGUAUCUGACCUCUCAAUCUCCAUUACAAGUCAAAAGCUACUUCUGUUUAAAUGUACUCUCAUUUUUGCCUAUGCAGCCAUUUUGAUGUGAAAAUGCUGAAGUACUACAGUGAAACUUUAGUUGUCCAACGUGCACCAGGAAUAAGUGAUGCUGGUUCAUUUUAAAAAAAAAAAAAAUGCCUUUUAACAGAGUCACGUAUUAAUCUGGACACAAGACAAGGCACUGUCUUGAGGGUAGAAGCAUCUGGGCUAGCAAAUAUCCCAGCACAACAUGGUAUCACAGUAAAACCACAAGAAAGACCAGGCUGAUGCCACAAAUUACACCAUGACCUUGAGACAGGCUUUAACAAAAAAAAAGCUGUCAUUCUCACGACUGUUCCUCCGAGGGGUGUUUCAUUGUUCAGGCACAAGAACAAACACUGAUCCAAUAAUUUAAUAAUUUCAGUAUAAAGCCAAGUACAAUGUUUGCAGACUUUUUUUUUAAAAGACUACAUUAUUGGAGCACUGCAAGUGACUGGCUUUAAAAAAAAAUGUAAUCUUGACAAUUUCGGGUACAAGAGAAUUUUUGUUAUUACAGCACUGAAUAAACAGUUUACUGAAUUUAUAUACUUUUAAAACUGAACUGUGAGCAGUUUUUUGUUUUAACUUAAUUGAUAUACAUGAUCAAUACAUCUAGAUGGAAGUACUAGUUUGAUCACCAUACUUGUUGUUCAAACUGCCAGGUGACCAGCUGUUUGAUCAUGACAUGCUUAAUGUGUUUAAAUACAUUAUUCGUGUGAUUUUGAUUUCUUUCACAAUACAGUCAUUAUUUUCUACCUGCA